ACAUCUUUUAGAUAUACACUUCUCUGGAGACAUGCCCCUAUGACCUCGUAACAUGUCCCACUCCCGCAACCACAGCCUCGCAAUCUCCACUUCAGCCUCUAUACACACCUCCGCCUCUCCUUCCCCCGUAUCCCCAGCAUCCCCAGCCAGCGCUUCUGCAGGUCUUUCCCGCCGCCAUAGCUGGAACAUAACGGACGAGAACCAAGAGAUACCGACUUUUAACGACCCCAGCAGCCCCUCUCGCCACAUAAACGACAGCCUUACUCCCAAAAGAGCCAUCCCGCUGCAUAGCACACCUUUGGGCAAGUCUGGAACUGCCCACUCGCACCGCCUAAGCGAGAGGGACAUUACAUGGGCAGAUGCCAACGAUGGAAGGGACAUAUGGGGAGAUCCUAAUCAAACCACACCCACGCAGAGCCGCACUAGGCCAUUCAUCGACACUUACCAAUCGACAACCUCUUUGCAAUCGACAAUAUCGCCCUUGGAUGACAAUGGGAGAUCAUCAGACGACAGGGAGCGUCUUACAACUGGACACUCACAUGUUAUGCAUUAUAAUGGGAUAGGCAUGGGCACACCCAGGCGGUCGCCCAGAAAGCCGUACAACGAGAGCGGUUCCGGUUUAGGUAGGAGCUCAACGCUGAGGAAUGUCUCCCAGUCUCUGAGAAAAGCGAGCGUGAGGGUAGUCAACAUCAUGGGCACAGAACGUGGGGGCGGCAGGGAAAGGUUAGGCAGUGAUGACGAAGGCGAGGAGGUAUUGCAAGAUGUGGAAAUCGAUGGAAAUCAGGGCUUCGCUAUGAGCAGCACGAACGAUAAUCGGGAAACUUUGCCAAGCCCUAGACAAUUGCCCACCAGUUCUCGGAGAGAAGAGGUGGGUCACCGCCGACUAAGAGGAAGGACGAUGUGUCUAUUUGGGCCGAUGAGCAGGGUAAGGAAGAGUAUGGACCGCUUGAUGCGAUAUCCCUGGACGGAGCCUGCCAUAUUAUUGCUUAUUAUAACAAAUGUUGUCGUUCUCGCUAUUCAGUCCGCUCCUACUCUGAACUCGCCCAGGACCGGUAACGGAUACUUUCAGGGUUGGGAAGACGCCGUGUUGCUGGUGCUUUUCAUCGUCUUUACGCUGGAGAUGUUUGCACGUAUAGUCGUCACCGGACUAUUGCUAGAUCCAGAGACGUCUCUCCGCGAAUCUCUCUUCGGUCAAGAUGGUGUCGUCCCUGUUCUACAACGAUACUUGCUAAUAACCAAAUCCAACAUCCAAUCCAACCUGCGACGCAAAGCAACUAAAAGACGCGCACCGUGGCGAUCGCAAGAACAGAACGAUGCCACGCACAAUAAGGGCUCAAAGACCAUGGCCACUUCGGCGCUGAGGUCCCUGACAGGCCUUUCAGAAGCGCCUUUUCAAAAAGCCAUGGCCAAGCAAAAAGGCUUAUCUGAUCAGGGAAGACCGUAUCUCCGUCAUUCCUGGCAUCGUAUUGAUAUGAUAGCGGUAUUCGCGUUCUGGAUCACCUUCUUUUUGGCUCUCACAGGCCAUGAAGCCACUGCCAAUCGCCACGUCUACAUUUUUCGUGCACUUUCAGUCCUUCGUGCCGGGCGUCUCCUGGUAAUCACGAGCGGUACCACCACCAUUCUUCAUUCACUAAAACGUGCGGGCCCUAUGCUCAUUACUGUAUCUUACUUUCUUAUUUUUGCUGCGUGCAUUUUCUCCAUUAUUGGGGUGCAGAGCUUCAGAGGAAGCUUUCGAAGAGCAUGUGUGUUGACGGAUCCCCACAACUCAAGUAAUGUGAUUCAGCUGGAAAGGCAGUGUGGAGGCUGGUUGGAUCCUACGUCCCUGGAAAGCGUGUCAUAUCUGAACUCUGAUGGAACACCCUCGGCUGUGCCGCCAAAGGGGUACAUUUGCCCUCUUGGGCAGACUUGUAUGACGACGGAUCAAAACCCUAACAACAAUGUUAACAGCUUCGACAAUGUUUUCUCGUCCCUCGUCCAAGUCAUCAUUGUCAUAUCUAUCAACACCUGGGCACCAGUCAUGUACAUGGCUAUGGACUCUGACUUUUUUGGAUCGUCCCUCUUCUUCAUAGCUGGCGUCAUUGUACUCAACUUUUGGUUAAUCAACUUGUUGAUUGCUGUAGUGGUAAACACGUUCAGUGAUAUCCGAGCAGAAACGAAACGCAGUGCUUUUGGUGCGGGCGAAACAUUUCUAGGCACAGAACCACAUUGGGCAGCAGAAGACGAAAAGACUAAAAACAAUAGACUGCUCGCCUUCUAUCAAAAAACCGAGAUUUUUUGGGUAAUCCUGAUUGUCGCGGACCUGGUGACGCAGGGAAGCAAGACAUCAAGCUCAUCAGAGAGCAUGCUUCGUCUUCUAGAUCGUCUUGAAUUGGCUUUUACGCUCGCUUUUGACCUCGAGAUCAUCAUUCGUUUUCUAGCAUAUCUUCCGGAUUGGCGAUCCUUCUUUUACCGAAAACGGAAUUGUUUUGACCUUUUUCUCGCGAUUGCCUGCUCUAUCAUCCAAAUUCCAGCCAUCAGCAACAGUACAAUUUAUCCUUGGUUGACCGUUUUUCAAUUAAUAAGAUGGUAUAGAGUCAUCCUAGCGUUCCCAAGGAUGAAGCCGCUAUUGGUCACGGUGUUUGGGAGUUUUAGUGGUUUGCUUAACAUGGUGAUCUUUUUGUUCUUAAUGAACUUUCUGGGUGCUCUCAUGGCUUUGCAAUUGUUUCGCGGUGAUCUGGAGGCUGGAGAACCAAUCACAUUCUCACAAACAUAUAAUUCAUUCUUGGGGAUGUACCAGAUCUUUUCAUCCGAAAAUUGGACGGAUAUUGUAUAUGAUACUAUGGGUGCGGAGGCACAAUACAAGCAGAACAUUAUUGCAGCAAUAUUUUUGUGUGGUUGGUUUCUCUUCUCCAAUUUCAUUGUGCUUCAGAUGUUCAUCGCUGUCAUCAACGAGAAUUUCGCGAUUGCGGAGGAACAAAAACGCAAGCAACAAAUCCAAGCUUUUAUUCAUCGAGCCGAAGCACCAUCGGCCCACGCCAGCUGGAUUGACCGUCUGAAUCCUUAUCGACUCAUGGCAGCUCGUCCCAGAGCUGUCAGAGUAAAAACGCUUCCUCCCAAUCUCAUCCUGCCGUUGAAACAAAAUACCGGUAUAGAUUUGUCGGACGUGUCAUCGUCCUUGCCAAUGGAUGAUGGAAAAGGCACGAAAGGGGCUGUUAAACGGCUUUUAGGCAGAGACCGUGAGGAAGGUCAGAUACGGCUCAAACGCUUGAAACGACCUUCCCCUCGCGAGGUCACGGAUGACGUCGAAGAUGAAGACGAUGACCGAGGAUUGACGGAUCUUCUACCGCCUCUCAACGCUGCUGUCUCAAAGGACGAGCAUAUGGAUGCACUCAGGGAGCGAAGAAACCAACAAGCUGACUUCAUUGCCGCCCAUCCGAGCUUCGACAAAUCUCUAUGGUUAUUCAAACAGAGUAAUCCAGUCCGCAAAUUUUGUCAAGCAUGCGUCCCUCCAGCAUAUGGGGAACGUAUCUUCGGACGGCCUGCUAAUCCCACAUUGGAGCUGAUUGUCAAAACUGUAGUCUUUCUCGCGGUUGUAGCUAGCAUUGUUGUUGCUGCCAUUGCUUCACCAAGCUACAGGCGGGAAUACUAUGCCGACCAUGGAAUUUCCCGAGGGACAUGGUUCGACCUCACAGAAGUGACUCUGGGUCUGAUUUUCGUCUUGGAAGCUGCCAUGAAGAUUGUUGCCGACGGGUUCAUCUUUGCACCCAAUGCUUACCUACUUUCCCUCUGGAAUGUACUCGACUUCAUCAUCCUAAUAACGCUUCUGAUCAAUAUCACAACCUCAUUGAUCUUUAUCGGGGGCUUGAGCAGAGUGACAAGAGCUUUGAAAGCCUUUAGGGCUCUCAGACUUAUUACUCUUUUCGGGAGGUUGAGAGACACGCUUCAUGCCGUAUUAUUUGCUGGUGCGCUGAAAAUUCUUGACGCCUCCAUUUUUAUGAUACUAUAUUUAAUUCCAUUCGCCGUCUGGGGCCUCAACAUCUUCUCUGGUUUAUUAUACUACUGUAAUGAUGACGACUCAACAGGGUUAACAUCUUGUAUCGGCGAAUUUUCCACUUCGCCAGUUGAUGACUCUCUUACCUAUUUAGUCCCUCGCGUUUGGGUCAAUCCUACUGUUGACGAAAGCAUUUGGUCAUUCGAUUCCUUCAGGGAAUCGAUUCUGAUUCUUUUUGAAAUCGUGUCAUUAGAAGGAUGGAUUGAUGUGAUGGCCUCGGUGAUGAACAUAGUAGGCAGAGAUCAACAGCCUGAGGACCAAGCAUCGCAGUGGAACGCGAUCUACCUAGUGAUUUUUAAUCUAUUCGGCGGUGUAAUCAUCCUUACAUUGUUUGUCAGUAUUAUCAUCAAGAAUUUCAGCACCCGUUCAGGCAAUGCUCUCCUUACAAGUGAACAGCGACAAUGGGUUGAUCUUUCCAAGUUCAUCAAAGCGCAGACUCCGUCCCAACUACCCAAAGGACGGCCUAAGUUACUAUUCAGAGCGUGGUGCUACGACCGGACAGUAAAUAAGAAUGGGUUUUGGGCGGUAGGCUUCACAAUGAUAUACUACCUGCAUAUCUUGUUGCUCAUGAUGGAAGAUUUCUCAGAGAAUCUGCUGAACGAGGUGCAGCUAGAUUGGAUCUUCUUGUUUUUGACCGUGCUUUAUGCCAUUGACCUUCUUGUCCGGUUCUACGGUCUGGGGUUUAAAUCCUUCAGAUCGAAUGGGUGGAAUAUCUUUGAUCUCAUCGUCAUCACAGGUAGUUUUGCGACUACUAUUCCUGCUCUACAGGCAGAUAGCAGUGGUGGGACCGCUAAUCAAGUCAACGUCCAAUUACAAAAGCUCUUUUUAGUAUCGAUCUCGCUGAAAUUGGUACAAAGAAUCAGUUCGUUGAAUCAGUUGUUUAAGACCUCAGUGGCAAGUCUUCCCGCCAUUGGUAAUCUUUUUCUUCUCUGGGCUACCAUCUUCAUAUUUUACGCCAUCCUUUAUUUGGAAGUCUUUGGCUUAACAAAGGAAGGGAAUAAUGCAGGCACGCGGUUUCAGAACUAUUACACUUUUGGGAAUGCGUUGCUUAUGCUAGCAUUUAUGUCCACUGGUGAAGGGUGGAACGGCUACAUGCACGACUAUACUAUUCAAGUACCCAGAUGCACCGAGAAUGGUAACUUCCUGGAGUCAGAUUGCGGUAGUGCCCCAGGCGCGUACGUGUUGUUCAUCAGUUGGAAUAUCAUUUCCAUGUAUAUCUUUGUGAACAUGUUCACUGGUGUUGUGGUCGAAUCUUUUGCCUACGUGUACCAGAUGCCUGGGAAAAGUUCACUGAACAGAGAGGAGAUGCGCGCUUUCAAACAACUAUGGGCCGAAUUCGAUUCCCAAAGAGUUGGAUAUAUCAAGCGCAGAGACCUUAUCAAGUUCUUUUCACGCCUUACCGGCGUAUUCGAAGUGCGACCGUAUCCGAUUGAAUUUUCAAUACACAAUAUUAUUCACCAUUCGAGACCCGAUCAGCCCGACAAUGCCUCAAGUCGGUCGUAUGUCAUUACCGGGGUUAAGCAUGCGGUGGAUAUUAGACGCGUAGCAGAACAGAUCGCCCAGAUCGACUACCGGCAGGUUCGUGAGCGGCGACAACUAUUUUCAAGGCUAUACAACGAGGCAAGGAUAUCCGAAGAGCCUGGCAAAGGAAUCAGCUUUACAGCCAUGUUAAUGAUGCUUGCUCACUAUAAACUUAUUGAUGAUGAGAGUGCAUUGGAGCUGGAUGAUCUCCUCUUAAGAAGGGCCAGGACAGAAAGAGUUACAGAUUUAGUUAAUUUGGAUAGAGUGAGAGGCCUCCUCCGAACGAUAUAUUGGCGAAAGCGAUUCUUGGCCACACGCGAUGCGCGCAAACUGACAUUGAAUGCCGAAGCUGAAGGUAUCCCUGCUAUCGUCCUGGAUCCAACCCCUAUUACUCCCCCGGACUAUAGUGAUCAGUCGAGAUACGACCCAUCGUAUUCUCCUCAAGUCCAUGAAAAGGAAGAAAGCACCCCAAAACGCAUUUUAUCUACUGAAAUCAUAUCUCCAACUUCAUAUUUCCCUUCUGGCAAAACACACGCGUUACCCGUCUCCGAUUUAUCCAACUCCAACAGCUUGCCCUCCCCCUCUUUCUACAAUUCUCCGACUCGUUCAACACCAAGGCCGGAAUCAUUAGGAAGGCAGCCAUCUAACAGCAGUUAUUUGUCAUCUGAUGAUGCCCAUUACAGACGUGAUUCAAAGCCAGAUGAGAAUUUGCACGCGAAGGAUUACGAUGAAGGCAUGUCAGAUUCGAUGUGGGGAGAUAUGAUGCGCGAAGCAGUAGAUCAAGAAGGCAUUGAAAAUGAACAGGGUUGACGACAAUUAUACGACAACAUGACGCGAUUCAAUGAAUGACAUGACCCCUUCCCAUAGAUUUAAUAUAGUAAAUAUG
Messenger RNA from Cryptococcus deneoformans JEC21, 6437 nucleotides. RefSeq lists its product as hypothetical. NCBI's taxonomy places the organism in Eukaryota, Fungi, Basidiomycota, Tremellomycetes, Tremellales, Cryptococcaceae. Gene Ontology annotation, molecular function: high voltage-gated calcium channel activity. Gene Ontology annotation, cellular component: membrane; voltage-gated calcium channel complex. The record is from RefSeq and is a predicted model, not a curated record. Gene Ontology annotation, biological process: calcium ion import across plasma membrane. The transcript has 24 exons. The coding region runs from base 53 to 6361 and encodes 2102 amino acids.